Dimorphilus gyrociliatus is the source of this 3930-nucleotide messenger RNA. The record is from the annotation of a GenBank genome assembly. NCBI's taxonomy places the organism in Eukaryota, Metazoa, Annelida, Polychaeta, Dinophilidae.
UAUGAAUGCGAGAAGAAGUGAAACUAUGCAAGCCAAGUGUUCGUGCUGUCCUUACGGAUUUCAUGUUGCCCGUGAUUUUAUUAAUUUCAGCGACUCUCUCUAUUCAUCUGAUUCCUUAAAUAACCUGCAUAAAAUUAAUAGAGAUGCUAAACCUAGACGCCAAAGUUUUGACAAGCACUUCAGCGAACCGCCGUCACUUGACAGUAGCCGGGAACAUACUACCUCACCUCAACUUAUUCCUAGGGUUCCAGCUCGAAGGGGUAGAUAUAAAACGGAAACGGAAGUUUACCUACAUGUUCCCCAAGUAAACGGUAUACCGGUUGCGGAUAACGCAUCUAUUUCCAACUCUCAUCCGAUUCUAAUAAGAGAGGAAGAAAGUAAUGAUGAGCUUACGGCCGAUAAGUUGAUCUUAUUAUGGUCUAAUUUCCUACCUUCAAACGACUUGAAUACUAGUGAAAGUCACAACCCAGCUUUACGGCGAUUAAAACAACAAAUGGCUGCCGCAAUCAGCCGUAUGAAGCAAUUAGAGCAAGAUUCCAACUCUUUAUCAACUCUCAGACAAAAGUGUCAAAUGCUUCAGGAGGAAAAUCGCCAAUUAUCAUCUCAACCCCGUAGAAAAGCUUUACAUUCUCGUUCUAUUGGCGUGGGUAGCGAUCAACCCGAAUGGAAUCUUAGUCUAAACGAUCGAUUCAAUAAUAGUACAAAUCAAAGGAGAACAAUUGAAACGGAAAGUCAUUCGGACGAAAGGGUUCGCGUAAAAGAGAAGGAAAUCCAUACGAUUUUAACUGGUAAGUGUUAUACAAUGCCAGAGACUAAGGAUAGAAUACCCAAAACUACCCGGUCGGUUGCGGUUGAAACGGAUCGUACUGAUGAUGAUUCGCAAAUUCGGAUACACGAGAAAGAGUUGAGAACGGUGUUGAUUGGUGAGAAACUAGGUGGUGGUGGCCAAACUGUACAGCGUAGAAAUGUUGGUGUGCUCUGUAAAUCUGCAAUGCGAGAUGUAGGUGUUAGUUACAUGUGCGAUUGGAAAGCUGAUACGCGUACCGUGGGCGUCGGAGUAGGUGAACAACUGGGUCAGAUAUUAGAAGGGAAAUUAGAUUUAAGCGAAUUAACUAUGCCAGACGACCAUUUAGGGACUUCUACAUCUUAUACAACUAUACAACAAACUAAUCUUGCAGCCUUCUACAGCAAAGUUGUUAAUAUCAAUUACGAUGCAUUUAGAAAUAUGCUAGAAGAAAAGUUCAAGAAGAACGUUCGAACGGUAGCUAUUCAAGUAAAAGCUGUAGAGACAUGCGAUAGGGGAAUAAAUCAUAAAAGUUCGGGAAAUUGCGUUUCAACAGGGGUAGGAAACGAUUCGAUUCAGGUUAGGGUGCAACCAAUUGUGAAAACUAGAUCUGUUGGCCUCUCAAUUUGCCCUUCAACUAGAAAUUCGGUUGUACAAACUGGUACCAGAUUCCUACUAGAUUCCUCAACAAAUACCCCAAGAGCAUUGGGGGUCGACAAGGGCACGAAUCCGUUUCCUCCCGAAUCUUAUCCUGCAUCAACCAAUACGGAUAUUAUCCGACAUUUAUCUGCCUCAGUUCAAACGGAAGUAAAAUCCGCUAAAAAUUCCAGUCUUUUUAGACAUUCGUCGUGCAAUACAGACAGGCGUUACCUAGUUAAUAAAUCAUCGAAUACCGAUAAGAAUUACGAAAGCGACAAAUCAAAAUCAGGCCCAUCACCCCUCUCUUCCUUAUUAAAACCACCUCCUUCUCAGCCAUUAAGAAAGAAAAGCAUGCUGGACAAAGCAAUUAUUACGGAUAAAGUAAGAAUGUAUAACGCAGCAACUGCAACAAUUAUGCCUACAACUUCUCGAGGCUGUUCUACAGAUCGUAAAGUAUUUCACAAUAGCAGUACGAACACUAUCCGAAUUCAUACUUACGAUAAACAUUCGAGCGUAUUGCCUGAAAAUUUCGAUAAAAAACAAAAAAGCUUACCGACUAAAGUUAGAGAGCAAGCCGUUCAAGUAAACUUUAUAGAAGUAGAAGAAGAGGAAGAGGACGAAGAUGAGGAAGAGGAUGAUGAUGAAGAGAUUGAGGAGGACGAGGAAGAGUUGGAAGAAGAUGCGGAGGACGAUGAUGAACAAGAAGAGGAUGAAGAAGAAGUAUACGAAGAGGACGAGUUAGAAGUAGGGGAAGAAGUAUACUCAAAUAUGGCACCAGAUGUUCAGUAUGGCGAAGAAGAGAGUUCAUUACAGAACCUAAUGGACGAUUUUGAGGAAUUGGAAAAAAAGACGGAAGAUGUUUUCUUGUCAAACUUGACAACGAGAAACGUCAACAGGGGAAAUAACAAGACUAGACUUGAAAAGGCUGAUGAGAAUACAGAAGAUGAAGAAGAAAGACAAAUAAAAGUACGACAACGAGUUGAUAGAUUGGACGUGUAUUCUGGUACACCGGAUGAUACUGGUGAUGAGUUUACUGUACAACAAGAACACCAACCAUCAUCUUCUUCAUCAUCAGCUGCUCUGAGAAAUUCAGCACUAAAGUCGAUAAUGAAAAAUGCCGGUUUAAGGUCGGAACCACGCAAUAAAGCCAUAAAAUUCGCUGAAAAAUUGAUUGAACAAGAGGAUAAGAAUUGCUCGUCAAAGGAUGACAACCAGGAUCAUUUCUCCGAUUCAGAUUCUUCCUAUGCCAGUCAAACUUCCACCAGUUACGACGAAGCUUCGUACGACGGCCGUAUGGGAAAGGUUGAAUACGUUAGAAAAAUUGAUACAACUGAUAUAACGGACGAAGACUCUUCGGCACAUAUAACUGAUCAAAAUUUUAGGGACGUCUACGAAUUAUCUAAAGCGGCUAAAGACGCCUGCGAUACCUACUCAAUUUGGUUAGCCGAUCCUACGGAGGUUACUACAAAAGAUAAGAGCGAAGCAACUUCGAAAUUGCAAAAAGAAUGGUUUAGUAUCUCUUCGCAUAAAACUUCGGAAGUGACUCAAGUAGAGGAUUUAUUAAAUUCUGUUGCUGAAAUAUCAAAAGACCUUUUAAAGAUCGUUGUCAAUCUAACGGACGAUAACGGCAAUACAGCUCUCCACUAUUCAAUAUCUCACGGAAAUGUCGAUAUCGUAAGCCUACUCUUGGACACGGAUCUCUGCGACGUUGAUAAACCGAAUAGAGCCGGUUAUACGCCACUUAUGUUGGCCGCUUUAGCUCAGCUACAAACUCCCAAACAUAAAGAUGUUGUCAGUAAAUUAAUGGAAGUGGGUGAUGUCAAUGCAAAGUCAACUCAAGCUGGUCAAACAGCCUUGAUGCUAGCUGUCUCUCACGAUAGAAUAGAUACAGUAAAAUUAUUAUUAGACGCCGGUGCUAAUAUAAACGAACAAGACGAUGACGGUUCUACCGCUUUAAUGUGCGCAAGCGAGCACGGUUAUAUAGAUAUCGUGAAAUUACUUUUGAAUCAACGAAAUUGCGAUAUACUAGCAACCGAUAACGACGGAUCGUCAGCCCUAUCCAUAGCAAUGGAAGCCGAUCAUAAGGAUGUCGGCGUACUACUCUACGCUCAUAUGCAGUCAAAGCCACUAUCUUCUCAGUUAAGCGGAAGCGGAAAGAAAAUUUCGAGAAGUUCCAGCCUAGUUAGUUCCUUUUUGGCACCGAAUACCUCAAAUCUUUCGAAAAAUUCGGCCAGAAGCGUUGACAACGUACCUUUGACUGAUACAAUUACAACAACAACAACACAUAUAAGAAGUCCAUUUAUAUCUGCAAAGAAGACUUCUCGCCAAGUACAUAAUAUAAGCGGCGGCUUACAUCCUCGGCAAACAAAAACCUUUUUAAGACGUUAAGCAAUAAUGAAACAAAUAAGAACAACAGUAACGGCAUAAAGCGUCUUUUGUGUAUAUAUACUGUAUGUAUAUAUAUAUAUAUGUAUAUAUAUAUAUAUAUAUAUAUAUAUAUAUAUAUA